AAAUAACUUUGUUUCCGAUGCGUGUGUAUGUUUUUCAUUUAUAUUUUCCCUAGGUUUGCAGUUAGAAACUGAAAACGUAGCAGUGUGGAGUAAAGUGUCAUAGUAACAAGACGUUGGAGACAAUAUAGGUCGGAGCAGUUCGUGAAUGGUCACUCCGUGCUGGUUUUAACAACACUCAAAAUAGAACGUGGAAGAUUGAAAUGUUUAUUCUGGUGAACAUCUGUAGGCGUGUUCAGUAUGUCUGCUAAUGAUCACGGCAAAUGCUUCAAAUGUGAGGUAUGCUCGAGAUGCUGUUCAUUCUACUCCCAACUAAAAGUUCAUAUGCUAACCCAUACCGGCGAAAAACCUUUCCAAUGUGGAAUGUGUCUGAAGAGUUUCCCAACGAAAUCCGGCAUCGUGCGCCACAUGCCCACACACACUGGAAAAAAACCUUUCAAAUGUGACGUGUGCUCCAAAUGCUUCUUAGAACGAGCCUCCCUCAAGCAGCAUAGGUUGAUUCACACUGGCGACAAGGCUUUCAAGUGUGCAGUGUGCACGAAAAGCUUCCUGCACAGAGGCCAGCUGAGGCAGCAUGCGUUGACCCACUCUGGGCUGAAGCUUUACAAAUGCGAGAUGUGCACCAAAAGCUUCACACAGAUGUUCAGUCUGAAGCAGCAUAUGUUGGACCAUACAGGAGAGAAAGCCUUUAAGUGCGGAGUGUGCGACAGAAGAUUCAAGCAGAGUUGCACCUUAAAGCAGCAUAUGCUUGUGCACACCGGAGAGAAACCGUUCAGAUGCGAGGUGUGCCAGAAGGUGUGCUCGCAGAAUAGCAACUUAAAGCAGCACAUGCUGGUACAUAGCGGCGAGGCGCGGUUCAGAUGUAACUUCUGUCCGGCCUAUUUCUCGUACAGUGCCAGUUUGACGCGGCACUUGGCAGAGCAUAAUACUGACGGGCUGUUUUUCAAUAUAUUAGGUUGUGAAAAACAAAGUGACGACUUGUAGCAGUAUCGUCUAUAAGCUCUUUAUCACUGGUGGUGGUCGGGGGACCUUUCAAGUGCAAGUUUUUCAAAUAACAAUCAAAAGAAUGAAAAACAAAGUGACGACUUGUAGUGGUAUAAUCUAUAGGCUGUUUCUUUGAAACAUGUUUUAUUGUAUAUAAUACACAAACGGAUUGGGCACAAGUUAUUCAACUUACGAGGCCCUCUCCUAAUUACAAAUAUUAU
Molecule: messenger RNA, 1202 nt
Organism: Gigantopelta aegis
Lineage: Eukaryota; Metazoa; Mollusca; Gastropoda; Neomphalida; Peltospiridae
Product: gastrula zinc finger protein XlCGF71.1-like
Exons: 2
Coding region: 238-981 (247 amino acids)
Biological process (GO): regulation of transcription by RNA polymerase II
Molecular function (GO): RNA polymerase II cis-regulatory region sequence-specific DNA binding; DNA-binding transcription factor activity
Source: RefSeq, a predicted model, not a curated record